Punica granatum (pomegranate) is the source of this 3036-nucleotide messenger RNA. Lineage: Eukaryota; Viridiplantae; Streptophyta; Magnoliopsida; Myrtales; Lythraceae. The record is from RefSeq and is a predicted model, not a curated record.
AUUCCCUUCUACUCCCUUUGUCGUUUUGGUCGGCGCGCUGUUCUACUGCGCUUUGGCCUUCCACUCUGGCCGCCAUUUUCUAGAGUUGUGUGUUUCGCUGGUCGUGGUUCAGGGGAAAAGUUGCGAUCUUCUCAGCUGGGCAUGGUGUCAAACUGCUAUAUGUAUGUGUGUGUGUGUGAUUUUCAUCUGCCCUAGUUUGUGCCCGUCCUUGCCUCCGCAGCCUCCCUCACCAAGCGCCUGUUAAGCCUCUGCCGCCGCCCCCAAGAUGCUUGAAGCCUAUAGGACCAGCUCGCCCUCUGCCGACUGGAGGCCGUCCCCGGUCGCCGCCCUCGCCACCAGCCCCGAUGGCUCGAAGGUCGCCGCAGCCCGCGAAGACGGCUCGCUCGAGAUUUGGCUCGUCUCCCCCGGUUCUGUCGGCUGGCACUGCCAGCUGACCAUCUUUGGUGACCCUAACUCCAAAGUGUCAUCACUUGUUUGGUCGCAUUCUGGAAGACUCUUCUCCUCGAGUAUCGAUGGCUCGGUGUCGGAGUGGGACCUCUAUAACCUGAAGCAGAAGACUGUGCUGAAAACUAUUGGGGUCUCAAUCUGGCAAAUGGCUGUGGCACCAUUAAGUAAUUCACUUCCUCACAAGGAGCAGAAGGCAGGGCAAAUUGAAAAUGGGCAUGCUGAUGAAGAUCUAGAUAAUGGUAUCGGUGAUGUUACAAGUGAAAGUGACGAUGAUUCUGACUCUGUUGAACUUCACGAGCAAAUGGUGACAGAAAGUGAACGCCUGGCAUUUGGCUGUGAUGACGGUUGUAUUCGGAUAUACAAUAUAUCAGAGUCACACGAAUUGGUAUACAGUAGGUCAUUGCCCAGGGUCAGUGGGCGCGUUUUAAGUGUGACUUGGAGUCCAGAUGCUAGUUUGAUAUAUUCAGGAACCAGUGAUGGGUUCAUAAGAUGCUGGGAUGCUAAAUCAUGCCGUGAGAUUUAUAGGAUCACUGUUGGUCUUGGAGGUAGGGGUAGUGGACAGGAUCUUUGCGUGUGGUCGUUGCUUGCAUUAAGAUCUGGAACACUUGUGAGUGGUGACAGUACUGGCAGUGUUCAGUUUUGGGACAGUCAGCAUGGAACGCUUUUACAGGCUCAUUCCUUGCAUAAAGGUGAUGUGAAUGCCCUCAUGGCGGCUCCUAGCCAUAACAGGGUGUUCUCUGCUGGUUCUGAUGGUCAGGUUAUCCUAUAUAAGCUUUCCAAUGAGAGGCUUGGUGCCAGCAAUGACAAAUUAUCGACAGUGUCAAAGAAAUGGAUUUAUGUUGGUUAUGUUAGAGCACAUACACAUGAUGUCAGGUCUUUGACAAUUGCAAUGCCAAUUAGUCGUGAAGAUCCCUUGCCAGAUGAAAAAUUUAAACGAAUGCGUCGUAGGGAGAAACCUGUUGAUUUUAGUUACCGGAAAUGGGCUCAUACAGGAGUCCCAAUGCUCAUCUCAGCUGGUGAUGACACAAAGCUCUUUGCUUACACUGUCCAGGAGUUUACCAAGUUUGCUCCACAUGAUAUCUGCCCUACCCCUCAGAGAUUGCCCAUUCAACUGGGGCUUAACUCAAUUUCUAAUGCGAGUUCUUUGCUUUUAGUCCAGUCGCCUUUCUGGUUGGAUAUUCUCUCUGUGCGGACAGAGAGUGGUGCCUUUCGUGGUACCAGUUCUGGCCCUGCUGGGGGCAGGGCAGCUACUGAGCUUCUGGCUCGAGUCAAGAGCAAGGCAUCUCGAAGAAUCAUUUGCAGUGCCAUUUCUUCUUCAGGAGCACAAUUUGCUUAUUCUGACCAUACAAAACCCAGUCUUUUUGAGUUAAGUAAAGUUGAAGGUGGCAAAAGUGCGUGUUCUGUGAAUAAAAAGCAACUUCCUCAGAGAUUACCGUCUGCUCAUUCAAUGGUUUUUAGUUUUGAUUCAAGUCGGUUGAUCUUGGCUGGGCACGACCGAAGAAUUUAUGUUAUUGAUGUGGGAACAUCAGAACUACUACAGACCUUCAAACUCUGCCGUGAUGAGUCUACUGGGAAGUUAGCUCCUGACGAGCCUCCGAUAACAAAAAUGUUUACCAGCUCUGAUGGGCAGUGGCUAGCUGCUGUCAAUUGUUUUGGAGACAUUUAUGUCUACAACCUCGAGAUACAAAGGCAGCACUGGUUCAUCUCAAGACUGGACGGUGCAUCAGUUACAGCUGGUGGAUUCCCUCCUUCAAACAGUAACAUUCUGGUAGUCACCACAUCAUCAAACCAAGUGUAUGUAUUCGAUGUCGAGGCAAAGCAGUUGGGAGAAUGGUCAACACGAAAUACGUUUGCUCUACCUAAGAGGUUCCAGGAAUUUCCUGGAGAGGUCAUUGGACUUUCUUUCCCUUCCUCAUCGAACUCAUCAUCCAUUGUGAUUUACAGUUCCAGGUCUAUGUGCGUAAUCGACUUCGGAUUGCCAGUGGACCGGGAAGAGGAUUAUGAUUUCAAGGACGAUAAGGAUUUGGCAUUGAUGAAGUUACAGUACCCCCAUGUAAAUGGGAAAAGGAAACAUAGGCACGAACUUAUAAAUAAUGCUAAAGUUAGCAAUAGGAAAAACUUUGAAUUUUUCGGGUUCCGAGACCCCGUUUUGUUUAUUGGGCACCUCUCAAAGGGCUCUGUCUUGAUCGUAGACCAGCCAUGGUUGGAAGUCAUUAAGAAGAUGGAAUCAGCUCCAGUACACAGACAUAUCUUUGGGACAUAAAAGCAGCCUGCUUCGAGGAUAAGAUGAUUUUGUCGACGUGAAACAGAGUCAGUUCGAGGAUGAAGAUGGUAUUGUCUGUCAUACACAAGCUCGAGCUCGAGAGAGGAGAGGCUCGAUCAAUGGUCGGGUGGUGCCUUGUUAAUUGAGGUUUUUCCCUGGGGUCUUUAGUGGCUAUUAGCAUGUUGUUCUUUGUAUCACAAUUCUUUCUUACAACCAAAAUUUUGCUUCGUUCUGUCCUGUUUUGUUUUGUUUUGUUUUGUUUUGUUUUUAUUACCUUCUUCUAAACAAAUCCCAUCUAUUAUGAUUCAUCGGCCUCAUUUUGCUCA